Messenger RNA from Ilex paraguariensis (yerba mate), 1091 nucleotides. Lineage: Eukaryota; Viridiplantae; Streptophyta; Magnoliopsida; Aquifoliales; Aquifoliaceae. The record is from the annotation of a GenBank genome assembly.
GUGAAAAAAAGAAAAUCGAGGUACACCUCUCUCUCUCUCCCUCCUGUGCUGCAAUGGCUGCAACUUGCGGUGUCUCUGUCAUCACCCCCAAAACCCUAAUACUUCAUUCAUCUCACCUGGUCUCAAACCCUACCCCGUCCUUUCCAAAACCUUCACUAAAACAAACUCACCAAUUCUUCUUUUCCUUCCGGUUCAACGCACUACUGAAUUACCUUCCAAGUCGGUCUCACUCGACCCCUCGUGCUACUCUAUCGUCUCCGGUUCGGGCAGCUCUCGACAGUGAGUAUUCGUCGAGGAGGAGGAGUAGCAGCAAUGAGCCCAGGGAGACGCUAAUGUUACCGGGCUGUGACUACAACCACUGGCUCAUUGUCAUGGAGUUCCCCAAAGACCCUGCACCCACCAGAGAGCAAAUGAUCGAUACUUACCUCAAUACUCUCGCUACAGUUUUGGGAAGCAUGGAAGAAGCACAGAAGAAUAUGUACGCUUUUAGCACCACUACUUAUACUGGCUUCCAGUGCACUGUAGAUGAAGCAACAUCAGAAAAAUUCAAAGGAUUGCCUGGAGUUCUCUGGGUGUUGCCUGAUUCAUACAUAGAUGUUAAAAAUAAGGAUUAUGGAGGUGAUAAAUAUAUAAAUGGGGAGAUAAUUCCAUGCAAAUACCCCACUUAUCAGCCAAAGCCACGUGGACAAUCUAAGUAUGAAAGCAGAAGAUAUGAAAGGCGAAGAGAUGGCCCUCCUCCUGAAAGAAGACGACCAAGGCGAGAAGCUGCUCAAUCAGAAUCAGCCUCUGGAUGAGUUCUUCAUUUGUGUCUCUUCUAAGGUGGUUGCUGAUAUGUGACUGGCUGGAAAUAAUUUCUAACUGUGUAAUGGAAAUAGUUGUCUCAAUGUAUGUGCAAAACUUUAUUAGGAGUGUUGUGAAGUUUUAGUUGGAUGGAAAUUGCUAUUGUAGGAGCUUCUCGUGGGAGUCAGUUUAUGAACUGAGGAACAUAUAUGAACCUGUUUACAUCAUUACAGCAGUGCUCUCUCUCUCUCACACACACACACACACAUGAGAGACACUCACUAAAACAUAGACAUGCAUAUGCAUGCCUG